AUGUUAUGUAAAAAAUUGUUGAACGAUCAUACUCAGCAUCAUCUCACAUUAAAAUGCCACCCAAAACUAGCGGUAAGGCUGCCAAAAAAAGCGGGCAAAUCGCAGAAGAAUAUCUCAAAAUCUGACAAGAAAAAGAAGCGCAGGAGGAAAGAAAGUUACGCAAUUUACAUCUACAAAGUACUGAAGCAGGUAGAUCCCGAUACGGGUAUAUCCAGCAAAGCGAUGAGCAUCAUGAACAGCUUCGCCAACGAUAUUUUCGAACGUAUCGCUGCGGAAGCAUCCCGAUUGGCACAUUACAACAAACGUGCCACGAUAACUAGCAGAGAAAUUAGACAGCCGUACGACUAUUGCUACCGGGAGAAUUGGCCAAGCACGCCGUCAGCGAAGGUACCAAAGCCGUCACCAAGUACACCAGUUCAAAAUAAUAUAGACGUUGUAUUCGCUUCGACGGUUAUACGGUUCGAAAAAUAA
Molecule: messenger RNA, 471 nt
Organism: Acanthoscelides obtectus
Lineage: Eukaryota; Metazoa; Arthropoda; Insecta; Coleoptera; Chrysomelidae
Source: the annotation of a GenBank genome assembly